This is a messenger RNA of Myiozetetes cayanensis, 1177 nucleotides long. RefSeq names its product GDP-L-fucose synthase-like. NCBI's taxonomy places the organism in Eukaryota, Metazoa, Chordata, Aves, Passeriformes, Tyrannidae. The record is from RefSeq and is a predicted model, not a curated record. Gene Ontology annotation, molecular function: GDP-L-fucose synthase activity. Gene Ontology annotation, biological process: nucleotide-sugar biosynthetic process.
AGGACCAACAUCCACAUCAACGACAACGUCCUGCACUCGGCCCACGAGAUGGGGGUGGAGAAGGUGGUCUCCUGCCUCUCCACCUGCAUCUUCCCGGACAAGACCACCUAUCCCAUCGACGAGACCACGAUCCACAACGGCCCCCACAGCUCCAACUUUGGCUACUCCUACGCCAAGAGGAUGAUUGACAUCCAGAAUAGGGGUUAUUCUGAGCAGCACGGCCGGCGCUUCACCGCCGUCAUCCCCACCAACGUCUUCGGGCCGCACGACAACUUCAACAUCGACGACGGCCACGUCCUGCCAGGCCUCAUCCACAAGGUCCACCUGGCCAAACAGUCCGGCUCCGCCCUGACCGUGUGGGGAACGGGAAAGCCCAGGAGACAGUUCAUCUACUCCCUGGACCUGGCCCGGCUCAUCCUGUGGGUCCUGCGGGAAUAUGACGAGGUGGAGCCCAUCAUUCUGUCAGUGGGAGAAGAAGAUGAGGUGUCCAUCCGGGAGGCGGCGGAGGCCGUGGCCGAGGCCAUGGAUUUCAGGGGAGAGCUGGUUUUUGACCCCAGCAAGGCGGACGGGCAGUUCAAGAAGACGGCCAGCAACGCCAAACUGCGGCGGUACCUGCCCGGCUUCCAGUUCACUCCCUUCAGGAAAGCCGUGAAGGAAACCUGUGCCUGGUUCGACGCCAACUACGCCGACGCCAGGAAGUGACGGCCCCGGCAUCGCCGGGAUCCUCCUCUUCCAACUCAGGGUUGUCCUUUGCUGGGGCAGAGGAUGGGGCUGAGGGGGGUGACAGGGAUAAUUCCAAAGGAAAAAAAAACAGGGAGCCCAGGGAGCAGCUCCCACAUUCCUGCCCCGUGCCGGGAGCGGCGCGGGACGCCCGGGGCAAGGAGGGGCAGGAAGGUCGGGGCAUCCCAAAGGGAUCCCGAAUUAGAGGGUAGGAAGGAGCCACCGUGGUGGUGGUGGUGGUGGCCGAGAGGCUGGUGAGCUGUUAAUGAGCUGUGUUAAUUACCUGUAAUUAGGCCUAGUAACGGGAAGGGCAUUGGGAUUCCACGGCACAAGGGACAGGGAUUCGCUGUUGGCUCUUGGCACGUGGGGAUGAUCCCACGGGAUAAAAGGGGGCCAGAGUGGGGAAAGACUCCAGCUGGAAACGUGGCGUUUAUUAAAAUAUAUGCAAAUCACCAAA